AUGACUGUCACAGUCGGUGUCCUGGCUCUCCAAGGGGGUUUCUGGGAGCACAUGUCGCUGCUUCACAAAGCAUCUGCUCAACUCACGGAUUCUGGGAGGUGGAAUGAGGAGUUCAGCUUCAUCGAAGUCAGGACACCCGAGGAUCUCGCACGCUGUGAAGCUCUGAUCAUACCGGGCGGCGAGAGCACUACCAUAGCCCUCAUUGCCGCGCAAUCUGGUUUAUUAGAGCCGCUACGAGACUUCGUCAAAGUCUCUCGCAAGCCCACCUGGGGCACCUGCGCCGGCCUCAUUCUGCUCUCAGAGCAAGCAAAUGCCACCAAGAAAGGCGGUCAGGAGCUGAUCGGAGGCAUCGACGUCAGAGUUCAUAGAAACCAUUUUGGCCGGCAGAUUGAGAGCUUUGUUGCUGAUGUGGAUCUCCCGUUUCUAGCCGAAACGGGCGCCGCGGCAUCCUUCCCGGGAGUUUUCAUUCGAGCACCGAUUGUGGAGAAAUUGCUACCUCACAAUGCAGAGCAGCGGCGAGGAGAUGAUUCGAGUGGCGAUGGUCAAGAUGCUGCGGCGCAGACUGAUAAGACUGACGUGGAGGUGCUUGCGGUGCUGCCGGGUCGAACGAAGCGAGUAAAAGGGGGCGGGGUAGAUGGUCUCGAAGAGGACUCUGGAGAGGUCAACGAUAUUGUCGCCGUCAGACAGGGCAACAUUAUUGGCACCAGCUUCCAUCCUGAGUUGACCGAUGACAGUCGCAUUCAUGUCUGGUGGCUAGAACAAGUGUUGAAGACGCUUGGGAAGACUCCUCUCACAUAA
Molecule: messenger RNA, 798 nt
Organism: Phaeoacremonium minimum UCRPA7
Lineage: Eukaryota; Fungi; Ascomycota; Sordariomycetes; Togniniales; Togniniaceae
Product: putative pyridoxine protein
Exons: 2
Coding region: 1-798 (265 amino acids)
Biological process (GO): pyridoxal 5'-phosphate biosynthetic process; pyridoxine metabolic process
Cellular component (GO): glutaminase complex; cytosol
Molecular function (GO): glutaminase activity
Source: RefSeq, a predicted model, not a curated record